UGCGGCCACUGCAAGAAGCUCGCGCCGGAGUGGACCAAGGCGGCGAAGGCGCUGAAGAAGGAGGUGGGGGACAAGGCCAAGCUCGGCGCGGUCGACUGCGACGACGCGACGAACAAGGCGCUGUGCGCGAAAUUCAACGUCAACGGCUUCCCCACGCUGAAAGGGUUCGCCUCGCGAGGCAAGGAGAGCCACGAUUUCGACGGCGCGCGCGACGCCGACGGCAUCGUCCAGUUCGUCAAGACCAAACUC
Molecule: messenger RNA, 249 nt
Organism: Micromonas commoda
Lineage: Eukaryota; Viridiplantae; Chlorophyta; Mamiellophyceae; Mamiellales; Mamiellaceae
Exons: 1
Biological process (GO): response to endoplasmic reticulum stress
Cellular component (GO): endoplasmic reticulum lumen
Molecular function (GO): protein disulfide isomerase activity; protein-disulfide reductase activity
Source: RefSeq, a predicted model, not a curated record